This is a messenger RNA of Lytechinus pictus (painted urchin), 1551 nucleotides long. RefSeq lists its product as uncharacterized. The record is from RefSeq and is a predicted model, not a curated record. The transcript has 2 exons. Bases 1 to 1551 code for a protein of 516 amino acids. Lineage: Eukaryota; Metazoa; Echinodermata; Echinoidea; Temnopleuroida; Toxopneustidae.
AUGAUUUGUUCAGUUGAUUCACAGGAACAUGAAUCAAGGGAAGAGUGGAAAGUCAAUUUGAUAGUCAAUAAUGAGCCAGUUGAGUUCAAGAUAGAUACUGGAGCUCAGGCUAAUAUCCUCCCUGAAACAAUCUAUCACAAAUUGAAACCGAAACCAAAACUACAAAAAGCCAAAGUGAAGUUAACAGGUUACUAUGAGACAAACAUUCCAGUAAAAGGUCGUUAUUAUGUCCAAAUGGAGUACAAAGGAAUAAAACACAGUGUUCAAUGUUUAAUCAUUCCUGGAAAUCGUCAACCAUUGCUAGGUCUCAGGACGAGUGAAGAGUUAUAUCUAGUAAAACGCGUCUAUCAUGUUGAUAAACAAACAGAGAUAAAAACAGGCAAAACUGUAGUGCAAGAUUAUGACAAUGUAUUUGUAGGAUUAGGAUGUCUUCCAGGCAAACACCACAUCACAUUGAAAGACAAUGCACAACCAGUUCAACAUGCAUGUCGCAAAGUUCCAUUUCCAAUUCAAAAGAAACUAAAAGAGGAGCUAGAUAAGAUGGAAAAUAUGGAUGUAAUCAAACAGGUUGAUGAACCGACAGAUUGGAUGUCUUCUCUUGUUGUAGUCAAGAAAAAGAAUGGUCAACUCAGAGUCUGUCUAGAUCCACGUGAUCUAAAUCGAGCAAUCAAAAGAGAACACUAUAAAUUGCCUUCUAGAGCUGAAAUAUCCUCUCAGUUUGCUGGAGCCAAGUAUUUCAGUAAAUUAGAUGCAUCAAGUGGUUUUUGGCAAAUCCAACUUGAUGAAGAUAGUUCCAAGCUUUGUACAUUUAUCACUCCAUACGGAAGAUAUAGAUUCUUGAGACUACCUUUUGGUAUCUGUAGUGCUCCUGAAGUUUUUCACAAGAUAAUACAUAACUUGUUCGUAGAUGUACCUGGUGUCAAUACCAUGAUGGAUGACAUAGUGGUAUGGGGAAGCACGCAAGAAGAGCAUGACGAUCGUCUGAGAAAAGUUCUAGACAUCGCACAAAAAUCAAACCUGAAACUCAAUCGAGACAAGUGUGAGUUCAAUGUGAACCAGAUGACUUUCAUUGGUGACUUGAUCAGUCAAGAUGGAGUCAGACCAGAUCCUAAAAAGUGGCUGCCAUCAGAAACAUGGCAAGACCAACAUAUUGAUACUAAAUCUGUGAGGGGAAGAAAGGAUGAGCAGAAGGUGAAGCAAAAAGAGCGAUUCGAUAAACAUGCUCGAGACUUGCCAAAGCUAAAACCUGGAGAUAAUGUGAUACUCCAAGACAUGAAAACGAAUACCUGGUCACAACGUGGUAUCAUAAAGUCUGUCAAUAAUCAUAACAGAUCAUACCAAAUUGAAACAGCUACAGGCGAGAUACGUCGCAGAAACAGACGUCACAUCAGGCCAGAUCCGAGACGUCAAGCCGAGUCUAUUCCACUACCAACACAGGAUGACUUCGAGCUAGAUGACAGCACAGACGCGGAACCAGCAUCUGAUGUUCGCGCAUCUUCAUCAUCAUCCCGAACAGAAGCGGACGAGUCGUUAAACCGCCAGAUCGUUUAA